Molecule: messenger RNA, 3564 nt
Organism: Boleophthalmus pectinirostris (great blue-spotted mudskipper)
Lineage: Eukaryota; Metazoa; Chordata; Actinopteri; Gobiiformes; Gobiidae
Gene: rab11fip4a
Product: RAB11 family interacting protein 4 (class II) a
Exons: 16
Coding region: 131-1885 (584 amino acids)
Biological process (GO): endocytic recycling; regulation of cytokinesis
Cellular component (GO): cleavage furrow; endocytic vesicle; midbody
Molecular function (GO): calcium ion binding
Source: RefSeq, a predicted model, not a curated record
CUCCUCCAUCCUCCAUCACCACAACCACCAGAGACGCGAAGGAUGGCGACCGACGAGCAGCCUCCCACAUCCGCACGAUCGUCCUAACACACCCGGGCAUCGCGCACCGGGGGGGAACGCGCUCUGGAACAUGGAGGAGCAGCACCACCAUCACCACCACCAUCAGCCCCAGCAGCCCCAGCCCCAACCCCAGCCCCACGACCAGGAGCAGCUGCUGCAGGUGCUCCGGAGGCUCAAGGAGGUGUUCGACAUGUGCGACCGGGACGCGGACGGCUUCAUCCGGGUGGAGCACUUGAUCAAUCUCGGGCUGCAGUUCGGACAAGGAGACGAGAUCAAGAGGCUGACCAAUUUCCUGGACCCCAACGCUCACGGCAAGAUCAACUUCCGAGACUUCUGCCACGGAGUGUUCGCCAUUAAAGGCUGUGAGGAGAUUCUGAAGAUGCCCGUCACCGCUCGCUCUCGCUCCUCCAGUCAGGCUUCAGUCACUGACAACGGAUACAUCUACCAGAAUGGUGAGGCGAAGCUGGGCCCUCCUAACAUAGUGUGCAGCUCUGAGCCCACACACCAGCGACGCAGCAGCAGUGCGUCUGCCUCGGUGCUCUCUGGAGAGGAGCAGUUCGAGGACUAUGGUGAAGGAGAGGACGUGGAGUUCAGCCCCAGCAGCCCGUGUCCAGAGGAGGACUCCCCCCACACUCACGGCUUCUCAGAAAUGGGCUCCUCUCUGCCCUCCAGCGGCGGCGAGACUCCCCAGAAGAUGCGUCAGCUCUGUAACAGCGAGCUCCUGGACAUUUACUGCUCCCAGUGCUGCAAGAAAGUCAACCUGCUCAACGACCUGGAGGCACGGCUCAGGAACCUCAAGUCCAACAGUCCUCGGAAAAUCUCCAGCCGAGCGUUUGGAAGGCAGCUGAUCCAGGCCAACCACAGUGUGUUUGGCUCCAGUCCUCACAGCAGCACAGAGGAUCUGUUCACCGACAGCAUCGACUGCUGUGACCUGGACAUCGCCGAGAAGGUGAGUUACCUGGAGAAGAAGGUGACGGAGUUGGAGGGAGACUGUCUGGCCAACGGAGACCUCAAGUCCAAACUCAAGCAGGAGAACACUCACCUGGUGCUCAGGGUGCACGAGCUGGAGGAGCAGGUGAAGGACACUGUGAGCAGAGCGGAUCAGAGCCUGGAGGACGAGUCCAAACGACACAGGGAGGUGUACAGCAAAAUGGAACGAGACCGAAACCAUGAGAUCGAGCUGCUCUGCUCCAGGAUACAAGAACUGGAGGAGGAGAACGGAGACAUGAAGUUAAACGUGCGCAAACUCCGCUCCCAGACUGAGAAACUGGAUCAGGAGAAACAGAGGAUGUCGGACAAGCUGGAGGACACCAGUCUGAGGCUCAAGGACGAGAUGGACCUGUACCGGAAGAUCAUGGACAAGCUCUGGCACAACCGCCAUGAGUUCCAGAAGGAGAAGGAGGCCAUGCAGGAGUUGAUAGACGACCUGCGGCGCGAGCUGGAGCACCUGCAGCUCUUCAAACUGGAGGUGGAGCAUCCGGGCCAAGGGAAGAGUCUGUGCGAGCUGAACGCCCGAACCAGAGAGAUCGAGAUGGAGCACGAGGUCAAGAGGCUCAAACAGGAAAACUACAAACUCCGAGAUCAGAACGACGACUUGAACGCCCAGAUUCUCAGUUUGAGCCUGUACGAAGCGAGGAAUCUGUUCUCCUGCCACAGUAAAGCUCAGUCUCUGGCAGCCGAGAUCGACAGCGCCUCCAGGGACGAGCUGGUGGACGCUCUGAAGCACCAGGAGGAGAUCAACCUGCGUCUGAGGCAGUACAUGGACAAGAUCAUCCUGGCCAUCCUGGAGCAUAACCCGUCCAUACUGGAGAUCAAACAGACCUAACAUAGGCCUCUGUGUUUACACUUAGAUGAGAGUUUAGACAUGCACCACGAGCAUUUCACCAACAGAGGGAGCCAGGGUCUGUCUAUAGUGUCAAAGUCAUUACAGUCAUCCUCCUCGUUUAGCCCGCUGUGGGAGCACUUAUACGCCUCACGCUCCGGACUGCCACUCAAACAGGGCUUAGAGUCACACGUUCAUUUGCCAAAGCUCACGUGCGUUAGUAGUAACUGAUCCCCUCAGCUGUAAUUACUCAGUUGUGACAUUUCCUUCCAUCCUCUAUAUCUUGUGAUUAUUCUGUGUGGAGAUGCUCUGCGCAGGUUCCUGUGGUCGAGACUCAAAACUGACACUGGUUUGUGACACGCGCUGUAAAGAUGACAGAAUGUUUGACCGUGUGCUUCAGAGGACACGUCUCUGAGCGUCUAGAUUGUCCACAUCAGAACCACUAGACUGUUUAGCCCAUAGACUGUUUGGUUUAGUCUCAUAACCUCAGCUCUUUGUCUGGAGAUGAAGAGUCUGUCUGAAGCACUUGAACUGACGACUAGAGCUGCUGCUGCUUUAGUAGAAGCUGUGUGUCUGAGGACUCUGACCUGUGGCAUCUCAUGUGAUGUAAAAACAUGAUCUUUAUAUGAUCUUUUUCAGUGUCCCAUGCUUAAGCUAGCCAAACACCACGGUGUUCCUGAGAGGAGGCAGCGCGGGGCUGCUACACUGCACUAAAGUACGAUGUAGUUGAACUAGUUUUGCUUUGUUGCACAAAGUGUAUUUCUGGUAGUUUUGCAUCUUCUGUUGACAGUGUGGAAUAUGGUAUGUAUUUAUGCACAAAUAUAGUGUUCUGUUCAGAUGUCACUUUGAUUUAAUCACAUAUUUAUUGACACAUCACAAUGUAAAUCAUCUGUAAAUGAUUCUAAUCACAGUGUGCUGGUUUCACCACUGUCUUUGGUGAACAUGUGUGCGGAUAUAACUUCACAAAGUGAAAUGACAUUUGACAUAAUAAAGUCACUUCAUACAAGAGUGGACUGAACAUUUAUUUGAGAAUGUUCUUCUUUGAAUUGUUCAUGUUUUAUGUUUUAUGUAAAGUUUAUGUUUUAAACUUGUUGUAGUGUUUGUGGUGGUGUUUCCCCUCCGCGCCGCUUGGUGUCAGCAGUUCUCCACAGACCUGCCGCCAAAAACCCUGUUUGACAGAGGCUGUUUUCUUUGGGCUGAAGCUCCGACAAAAGCAGCGCAAACAUCUCAUCAUUUUUACUCCAAACUGCCCCACAAGAGCCCCCAGAGCCGCCAUGUACGCCAGCUCCAACCCGGGCAGCGCGCACGGAGACUUCCAGGACAGGAACGGAGUCAACUACGUGUCCUCCGCCGAGUCUUUCGGACACUGCUCGCAAUUGUUCUGGAAAAAGGACCCCAGUGAUUCCGGACCGAGUUCGACCAUCAGCUGGUGCGAGCAGCUGCCGCCCUCCUCCGCGGCGCUGUCCGGCUCCAGCCUGUCCCCGGCCUCUCUGUCCCUGGAGCCCUCCGCCCCGCCGCCCGCCCCCCUCCGCUCCACCCACGCCGGCCUCGGACAUCGCCCCCUCAGCCCCGGACGACACGGAGUCCGACGAGCGGCCCUAUGUCUGCGACCUGUGCAACUGCGCCUACAAACACGCCAGCUCCCUGCUCAACCACAAGCUCACGCACAAGAUCGGAGACUU